Paramuricea clavata is the source of this 444-nucleotide messenger RNA. The record is from the annotation of a GenBank genome assembly. NCBI's taxonomy places the organism in Eukaryota, Metazoa, Cnidaria, Anthozoa, Malacalcyonacea, Plexauridae.
CUGGAGGACUACAAUACUUCAGACGAAAUAGCGACUUCACCACAAGAGACUGACACUAGUGCAGAAUAUGAGAACGUGACAAGUGACGGGAAACCAGCUCCAGGCUUCUCGCGUGGUGUGGUGCGCUUCAGAAGAGAUUACAUGAACACAGGACCCGCGCGAAAUUCAUGGUAUGACAGACUUCAGUUAAUUCGACCAUUUGCUAUGGAGUGGCUUCGAAACGCUUGGGGAAAUGUUGACGAGUUUGGCCGCCAAGUUUAUGACGUCAUGCAACGCGCACGACAUGUUUUUGUCCCAUACAACAAGUUGAGCAAUCUACAACAAGGUGAUUCAGCCGGAAGUGGAGUGGGGAAAGAUGAUAGUACUUAUAGUUCAAUGGAAAGACCUUCAGCAGCUAUAUUGCCCACAGAAAGCGAGAAUGCGUCGACAACAGAAAAUGUUUGA